UGGUGUAUGUAUGCAAAUAGACGAUCUUGAGGCCGUCGCUUCCUGUUGUGCCCCAUCCUGGCUGUGCCAUAUCUGCAAGGAGCAACCAUGGCGUCAGGCCUCCCGGGUGUCGUCCUCUUGGCCUUACUAUGUGCCGUUCUGGCCGCCUGCGUAUCGGCGGACGAUAAACACUGCCUGGGCUACACAGACAUGGGUGGCCAGUAUCAUUCAUACGAGCGAUGUUACCUCGGAUUCUGCUGUGGUAACUGCCACUCCAAACGGUGCUGUAGGGAUACCUUUCUUCGAUUUACAGAGGAUAGCCAAGAACAAUGUGAAUAUACUUCACUCAUGGACGCCACCCCGAUGUGGGGUUCUGUGGUUGGUGGUGUCAUCUUUAUGGUGGUGGUGCUCAUAAGCUGCUGUGUGUGCCCCUGCUGUUGCCUGUACAAGAUAUGCCGCAAGCCGCGACCGGUAAUCGCAACUUCCACUCACACCACCGUCGUGACUAACACCCCCCAGCAUUACCCCCAGCAACCCAUAAUGUCGCCCGGGCAACCACAAGCCUACCCGGCGGCCCCUUAUCCAGCGUACCACCCUGUUCCGGUGCAGACGGGAUAUGGCCAGCCCAUGCCACCUCAGGGAUACCCGCAACAUCCCAUGCCCGCUAUCCCUCCCCCAGGACAGCAUUACACACCGGGACCGCCGCCAACAUAUAUAGAAGCCACCGGCCCGGCCUACCCUCCCAACCCGAUGCCUUACAGCCAGGCUGCCUUCACCCCCGGCCAGCCGUCUUACCCUCUGCAGCCCCCUGGGCAGCCUCCUAUGCAGCCCCCCGUGCAGCCCCAGCCCAAUGCCCCAGCAGCCCGAGGAGACUACCUGAAUCAGCCGGCGUACAACCCAGAUUUUGUCUCUCCACCACCCAAGAUGGGUUAACGGCCUCGUCGAGCUUGCUGCAACAUCCUCAAAAGAAUUUUUACUGUUUUUCGAGUUCAUCAUCCACCCGAUACAAUUAUGCACAAGAGGUUCGUGCAUGCCUUUUUGGGAAUUGAUGUUUGCCUUGCGGUUCUCAGGAAGCAAGUCCGGAUUUCUUUUCUUUUUUUUUCUUGAACCUGACCGAAUUCCUUAGUUACUGCAGCUUGAACUAUCUCGGCCAUCUUUAGCCACGUUUGAAUGUUUCAGUGUUACAAUUGGACCCAUUAUCGUCGCGUUCUCUCGUGCUAACGUUGUUACUGCCGCUCAGUCUCAUUUGGCCUUGUCAUCGUUAGCUGCUCCUAUCGUUCGCCGGUAUUGUUAUGAUGUGUAACCAGAGAGAAAACAAAUUUUUGGGCUGUAAUUGAUAUUUUGUAAUAUGUUUUUGUGCCAGUCGUCAUAUGGCCUUUGCCCUCAGGGGGUUUUCAAAGUGUGGGACGGUGAGAAUCACUUUAGAGGACUUUGUGUUACUAUUGAUAAAACAGUAGCUAACAUUGCAUAAAUUCCAAACAGUUGCCGUAACAGUAUCGUAUUGAAUUCAUUUUUAUAUCCCUGUAAAUUAAUCCCUCGAAGCAAACAAAAAAUCUUUUCUAUUUUCCUUCAACAUAGCCAAAUUGAUCUUAACAGAUGUUUCUUACAAACCCUGAAGUAAAGUCGCGUCCCUCACUUGAAAACCGCCGCCGUCUUCGACCAAAACAAGUGUCUCUUGGAAUAGUAGUGGUCAGUCGAUUGUGGGAUGAAAAAGAAAAAAAAAAAAGUUGUGUUUUAAUUUUCAACAAUGGUGGGAAGUAUUUGUUACGGAGUUAAGAGCUCUCGGGUUAAAAGGGAAUAUUCAUUUUGUGAUGCGCAAGCUGGCCGUUGUGUGUGCACUUGUAUUUCUGCUCAUGUCCUCCAUAAGUUUGUUUUUUGUGCAACCUUAGGAUAUUUCAAUUGUUCCAACUGGACGCAAAUGUAUCAAUGCAAAAUAACCAAAGUUCUGUUUUUUUUUUUUCUUGAUUCACUGAUGCUAGCAACUGCUGUGCCUUCUAAUCCACAUAAUAUCCAAAACAACAUUAAGAAGACAGAAUUUGGAAGGUUUCAUUUCCUCUACCUAGUCAAGCUGCACGUCCGCCCAUGAGGUGUGACCAAAAUGCAACAAGACUUUGGCCGUUUGCUCGUGACUCAUCGUAGUCUUGUUUACCGUAGCACCUCGGCUCACUUUUAAAAUAUAUCUUCUGAGCUAUGCUAUGCCAUUAACUGUAAGGAUUUAGUAGACCUCAUUGAUUUCCUACUUUUACUUGAAACUACUUGUGCUCAAGUGACCUUUUUCACAAACCCGAAAGCCUUUGUCAGAAUCCGACGUAACCCGAGCAAUGCGGAGCUUUACAAUUUCCUCCUUUUUAUUUAGAUUUUAGUAGAUGUUUCCUGUUAUAUCACGCUGUGUGAUUUGUGUGCCAUGCGUACAGAUUCUUCUUCCUGUCAAAUGUGACCACAUGCCAGCUCAAUAAAUUAGAAAUUUGCUUUGUAUGCAUGCAUCAGGUG
Messenger RNA from Syngnathus acus (greater pipefish), 2469 nucleotides. Its product is annotated as protein shisa-5-like. The record is from RefSeq and is a predicted model, not a curated record. Lineage: Eukaryota; Metazoa; Chordata; Actinopteri; Syngnathiformes; Syngnathidae. The transcript is spliced from 5 exons. Bases 88 to 912 code for a protein of 274 amino acids.